AUGCGGUGCGGUGCGGAGUGCGGGGGAUGGGGCACGAUCCGCACCAAAAAUACAUCUUUCUGUGCAUAUUUCUUGAUGUCAAAUUUACGCAAACUGAUUGCGUCUCGUUCAAAGAACAAUUUGGAAGCGGUUUAUGAAGAUGGCUCACAGGAGUUGGUAGAGGAAACUACGUCUCUCUCUGUCAACGAUGAAUCGGAUGAUAAACUUAUGGAGCAUUUUAAACACAUCAAGCUGGACACUUUUCCAAUAAUAGAACAGUAUGAACUUCAUGAAGCAACAUUACAAACAUACUACAGACCUCCAUCCAAAGAACCUGGAGCUAUACUCGUGUGCCACCAUGGAGCUGGGUCGUCUGCGUUGACUUUUUGCCAACUUACUCGCUAUUUAAUGGAAGAGAAAAGCAACCAGAACCCUUCGAUUGGAGUUUUUGCAUUCGAUGCUCGAGGCCAUGGGAACUCAAUUGCAACUGACAAUUACUCUCUUGAAAAAAUGACUCUGGAUUUUGGUGAUAUUCUCGACCAAUUUGUGAAAAAGAACAAAAUAUCGUCUACUUUAUAUUUGGUGGGCCAUUCUCUCGGAGGCUCAGUUCUCACCAACUACCUUCAAAAAAACCAAACGAACCCCCAUAAUAUCAAAGGCUUGGUGAUGCUUGAUAUUGUAGAAGAAACUGCCAAUUCUGCUCUUUCAGCAAUGCCAAUGUUUAUUGCCAAAAGACCAGCCCAUUUUGCAACCUAUACGGAUGCCAUCAAUUGGCAUGUAAAAACCAACAGGUUGCUUCAUAAUGUCGAGUCGGCUAAAAUCAGUGUUCCUGCGCUCUUGACAAAGUCCAAUGACAAACUAGUAUGGAUAACGGACUUGCAAUUAACUGCUCCAUACUGGGGUGGAUGGUUUACCAACUUGUCUUCCAAUUUUAUCGAAUGUGGAAAAUCACAAAAAUCACAGAAAGUUGCCAAGUUAUUGAUCUUGGCGGGCCACGAGACACUCGACACCAACCUUAUAAUUGGUCAAAUGCAAGGAAAAUAUCAAUUGAUCGUUUUCAAUAAUAGUGAAAAAACUGGCCAUUUUGUCCAUGAAGAUAUACCCAUGCAAGUGGGUCUCAGUCUUAUCGACUUCAUAAGACGCAACGACUCGCCCAGCGACUAUAUGAAGAACGAACUUGGGUUUGUACCGAAGUGGGGGGCCUUCAACAAGGGCUAA
This is a messenger RNA of Meyerozyma guilliermondii ATCC 6260, 1197 nucleotides long. RefSeq names its product carboxylesterase-mitochondrial 37S ribosomal protein YmS2 (gene PPE1). The coding region runs from base 1 to 1197 and encodes 398 amino acids. NCBI's taxonomy places the organism in Eukaryota, Fungi, Ascomycota, Pichiomycetes, Serinales, Debaryomycetaceae. The transcript has a single exon. Gene Ontology annotation, molecular function: protein methylesterase activity. Gene Ontology annotation, biological process: protein demethylation. The record is from RefSeq and is a predicted model, not a curated record.